AUGAACCACGGGUAUCUGUGGGCGGUGACCAGUGAUGGGACACCGCAGCGGAUUAGUUCAAAGGAGAAGCCGGAAGCUAACGAUAUUUAUGACUGGGAGGAUUUUCCGGUGACGGGUGCCGGCGGCGAGCAAGUACAUAUCUUAAAAGUUGCCGCUACCCCAGGAGUAAUUUUCGGCAUCGAUCGCGCCGGCCAAAUCUACGUUUUUGUGCUGCAGACCCACUUGGCGAUUCGUCAGGUCGUUUCGACGUAUUCGAAUCAGCGAUGGUAUCCGUUCGUCGGCUGGUCUUCUCGAACAUUGCCCACCGAUCGGCCAAUGUUUUCGAAUGAGGAUGGCUCGAAACGGCUGACGUUUGAGAGUUUUUCAUUGAGAUCUGACGGAUGGCGCUGGGAAGAGCCGUGGAUGGUCGGCCAGGACGUAAGGCGCUAUGAUAAAGAGGGUUGGGAGUACGCGUUCAAUUUUGGGAGCGGCGUCGACUAUCAGCCGGUGCAGAAGAAGCUGUCGAUGGUGCGACGUCGGCUUUUUAAGCGCACGAUGCGAUAUGUGGCGAUAGAGCAUUGGAUUCAGAUGGCCGUCACCAGCCAGGAGCACACGUUUCUCGACAUUUGCGCCGGGAAUUUCGCUUCCGGAAGCGAGGGCUGUUUCGACCUGUACGCCCUCUCGGAAGCCGCUUCGGUGUAUCGCCGCGAGGGUAUCUGCCGUAAUAACCCGGAGGGGACGCGAUGGGCGAAAAUAGAGGGGAUUUACGGGAAAGACGGCGAACCGGAGGACAUUUCGGCGAUUGGCACCUCUCCAGCCCACCGUUGUCUGCUGGCGUUGACUUGGGAUGGGAGGUUGUACUCGAGGGGCGGGAUGAAGUCGGAUUCGCCGACUGGGAAGCUCUGGAUUGAGAUCUCCCUCCCGGCCUCCCUGCCAAUCACCGGAUUCGCGCUGGGCGCCAAAUCGUUGUGGAUCGUGUCGGUGGAGGGAAAAAUUUUCACCACCACCAUAUCCCUGAGCUCGAACAGCGUGGCGCCCGACUACGCGAAGCUCCGCGAGGCCGGCGAGGCAAUGUGCAGGAUGAGCUGUACGGUCAAUGAUCAGGUCCUAGCCAUUUCCAAUCGUGACGAAAAGCUGCACGUCCGUUCCGGCGUCUGCCCGGAUGAGCCGUAUGGCGAACAAUGGCUUCCGGUCGUUCAUAGAGCCGCUGAAACGAGGGUGUUACAGAUCGGCUCCGUCUAUCCGUUGUCCGGAAAGUCUCGUUCGGUUUUCUGUAUCCAGCCCCGACCGCUGUCUGCAGAAUCGAUCGUGCUGAUCGGGUUGGGAACGGAUGAUGAACGAGAUCAAUGGGUUCAGAUGAUUGAGAAGAUGCGGGCCGAUAAGAACAAUACGCAAGUUCCCGUUCCUCUCUCAGCCGCUCCAGCGCUACUCGUCCCCGGCCAUUUUCAUCGGAUAUCAGCCGGGGCUGAGCGCAUCGUUUGGGCCGUUACAAAGGGAGGAUACGCCUACGCCCUUGACGCAAAGUACGAUCCACUUGAUGAGGAGGCCGAAUAUUUCUAUCGACAGUACGAUGCUGAGCUCGAGACGAUAGUGGAAUAUCAAAAACACGCCCUCUUUCGCGGCUUCAUCCCGUUUGAGGGGAAAACUGGCGGGGUCUACGCGUGGUCAGAUUUGGAUGGACGGCACAAGGAGAAGACCAUGAAACUGGCGCGCGGUUGGGCGUGGUCGGAUCCGGAGUGGCGGAUGGUGGCGGACUGGGAUUACGGGACUGCGUUGGAUGGAAAGUGGGGGAUUGAUGAGAAAAAGGGAAAUGCUCGCAGAAGGUACUGGCAGCGCGAGAGAGCUUUCGAGACGGCUGGACCGUGGAUUCGAGUAUAUCGUAAGAGCGGCACAAUCAAGGAGAUCCGCUUCAGCCGCCCCCUCGAAUUUGAGGUGCCAUGGGAGAAAGUCGACCUCGAAGAUCUCAUCUCGUUUACUAGCUAU
Molecule: messenger RNA, 1962 nt
Organism: Mesorhabditis spiculigera
Lineage: Eukaryota; Metazoa; Nematoda; Chromadorea; Rhabditida; Rhabditidae
Source: the annotation of a GenBank genome assembly